AUGAGGCAGUGGGCACGGUCGCACCCGAGAGGGACGAGCGUGCGGUCGCAGGCCGGCGGGACAGGAAGUGGGAGCGCUGCCGGGGGGGGGCGUUCGGAAGCCCAGGCCCCCAGCCGCACGAUGCCAAAGGCAGCAGGCAUCCCCCUGGUCACAAAGCUGUGCUAUGCAGUGGGGGGAAUGCCCCAUCAGAUGACCAGCAUCGCCCUGGGCUUCAGCCUGCAGGUCUUUCUGCUGGACGUGGUACAGUUGGAUGCCCUCUACGCCUCCCUGGUCCUGUUCCUGGUGCGGGUCUGGGACGCUGUCACUGACCCCCUGGUGGGGUACCUGGUCAGCAGGAGCAGCAGGACCAGCAUUGGCAAGCUCCUCCCCUGGAUGUUGUUCUCCAUGCCUCUGGCUGUGUUCUCCUACAUCAUGCUGUGGCUCACACUGCAGGGCUCCAAAUCCCCGUUGCUGAACUUCUUCUGGCACCUCAGCAUGAGCUGCCUGUUCGAGGCCUUUAUGAGUUGUUACCAUGUCCCCUACACGUCCCUCAACAUGUUUCUGGGAGGCAACCAGAAGGAGAGAGACUCAGCUACAGCCUACAGAAUGGGAGCUGAGGUGUUUGCCAUGCUGGUGGGGGCGGUGAUUCAGGGACAGGUUGUAAGGGUUUAUAGUGCUGAGAAGGAUCAGACUUGCAGACCACAUGACCACCACCCACAAAAUGGCCACGUCAGUGUCGGGCUGUGGGAGACGAGAAAAGCCUUUCUCAUCUCGGCUGUGGUGCUGGGGGCUCUGCACUUCCUGUGCUGCCUGCUGCUGUUCCUGGGGGUGAGAGAGCAGAUGGCCCCCUCCUCCUCCACGGCACCAGUGGGCAUUCUGUCUGGAGCAAAGAUGCUCUUCAGACACACGCCCUACCUGCGCCUCGUCAUCGGCUUCCUCUUCACCUCGCUCGCCUUCCAGAUGUCCCUGGGGAAUCUGGCUCUCUUCUUUACCCUUGAUCCAGAGUUGGGUGGAUAUUUCCAGUACUACAUACUCACCCUGCUGGUGACAGCCACCAUCUCUGUUCCAGUGUGGCAAAUGCUACUGGUGCGGAUUGGCAAGAAGACCACCAUGUUCAUUGGCAUGAUGGUCUAUGUUCCUCCUCUGGUUCUCAUUCCCUCCGUGCCCAGUAACUUGCCAGUCUACAUGGCCAUGUCAGUCCUGAGUGGCUCCAGUCUGGCGACGCUCUUCCUGCUGCCCUGGUCCAUGCUGCCGGACGUGGUGGACGACUUCAAGGCGAAGAACCCCGGCUGCACAGACCUGGAGCCCAUGUUCUUCUCCUGCUACGUCCUCUGCAACAAGUUUGGAGCGGGGAUGUCGGUGGGCGUCUCCACAUUGGCCCUGCACUUUGCAGGGUAUAAACCAGCCCUGUGCGGCCCCAGUCCGGAUGUGGUCACCACCCAGCGGGUUCUGCUGGGCCCCGCGCCCCUGUGCCUGCUGCUGGUGGGCCUGGUGUUCUUCUACCGGUACCCCAUCGACGAGGCCCGCCGCCAGCAGGUGGCCGCGGAGCUGGAGGCCGCAGCGUGA
This is a messenger RNA of Conger conger (European conger), 1545 nucleotides long. RefSeq names its product sodium-dependent lysophosphatidylcholine symporter 1-like. Gene Ontology annotation, molecular function: symporter activity. The transcript is spliced from 13 exons. Bases 1 to 1545 code for a protein of 514 amino acids. NCBI's taxonomy places the organism in Eukaryota, Metazoa, Chordata, Actinopteri, Anguilliformes, Congridae. Gene Ontology annotation, biological process: carbohydrate transport. Gene Ontology annotation, cellular component: membrane. The record is from RefSeq and is a predicted model, not a curated record.